UGACACCGUUUUAACCUAUUGCAUCAUUGACGUUCCAAACGGAUAACACAAACCCAGAGCAAAAACCAGAGGUUGAGAACUCCCUCACUCAAAGGGCCAUCAAUGGCCGCUCUCAGCAUAGGUAUCGCCACCACUACCAUAAAUUUCCGGUCAUCACGUGCACCGAUCUCUUCCAGACCCAGAAUUUCCUGCAUUGGAUGGGACCCAGAAGGUGUAUUGGGUCCACCACAGACCGGUCACAUAGCGAGGCGCGAGUUCAAGAAGCGGCUCGAGAAAGACUCCGAAGCCCGUGAAGCAUUUGAACGCCAAGUCCGUGAAGAAAAGGAGCGUCGCCGAGCUAUUCGCCAGUCUCGGGUUAUUCCGGAUACUCCUGAUGAGCUCGUCGAGUACUUUCUGAACACUGAAGCUCAGGAAUUUGAGGUUGAGAUCGCAAGGUUGAGAACACGAUUGAACCAGGAAUUUUUUUCACACCUACAAUUUGAGCUGGGUCAGCUUAGGUUUGCUGUUUCGAAAACCCAGGAUAUGGAAGAUAGAUUGGUUGAACUAGAAGCACUGCAAAAAGCACUGCUGGAAGGAACAGAAGCCUAUGAUAAAAUGCAAGCUGACCUCAUAGCAGCAAAAGAAAACCUAACCAAAAUCCUGACAUCAAAGGAUAUAAAAGCCACUUUGUUGGAGAUGGUUGAGCGGAAUGAACUCAAUAGAUCUUUAUUGACCCUUCUUGAUGAAAACAUAGCAAAUGCACAUGAGGGUAACCAGAAACAAGCAGCAGAGUUCAUGGAAAAGCUUCGGGGUGCUGUUCUCAGGUACAUGACAGUUUAGUGCUCAAGUACCCAGUUGGCAGUUAUCAAGUGUCCCUUUCAAUCUUUUAGAUUGAUAAUGAUUGUGGUUUGAGAGAUAUCUGCAGCCAUACCACAUUCACUAAAAUUAUGUUACAAAAUGCUGUAAACAGUAGUAGACUUUAUAUCAGGACCUGAAUUGAUAUACAAUAAUGUAUAUACAAUGACAUUGUAGAUCUUUCCUCAUUAUUGCCAAAAUAAAUAGAGCUGGUCUCUUCAA
Quercus robur (English oak) is the source of this 1056-nucleotide messenger RNA. RefSeq lists its product as uncharacterized. Gene Ontology annotation, cellular component: chloroplast stroma. The transcript has 8 exons. NCBI's taxonomy places the organism in Eukaryota, Viridiplantae, Streptophyta, Magnoliopsida, Fagales, Fagaceae. The record is from RefSeq and is a predicted model, not a curated record. The coding region runs from base 103 to 819 and encodes 238 amino acids.